CAAGAAACCAAUCCACAAUACUAAACUCACCCUUUAAUAUUUACCUCCAGGAUCUCACAACAACUAUAUAUUAACUUGCAGAAUGAACAAUCUUGCAUAUUUCUUUGUAUUUUGCCUCCUAGCCUCUAUUUCUCAUGCCAUAGAACUCGACUUUUGUGUUGGGGAUCCUAGUCUUCUUAGGGGCCCUAAAGGAUAUGCUUGCAAAGAUCCUGCUAGUGUCACAACUGAUGAUUUUGUUUACACUGGUUUCCGUGGUGAAAGAACCAUUUCGAAUGUUUUCGGAAAUAAUGUUACUCUAGCAUUUUCAGAUGCGUUCCCCGCCUUAAAUGGUUUAGGCAUCUCGAUGGCAAGGCUAGACUUUGGCGUUGGUGGAGUAAUCCCACUACACUCCCAUCGUACAUCAGAAGUUCUUAUUUUGGCCAAAGGCUCCAUCAUUGCUGGAUUUAUUGAUGCAAACAAUACUGCAUUCUAUAAAAGAUUACAAGUUGGUGAUGUGAUGGUCUUUCCACAAGCAAUGCUUCACUUCCAAAUUAAUGUUGGUAGAACUCCGGCUACUGCGUUUGUUAGUUUGAAUGGUGCGAAUCCAGCAUUGCAACUCACUACUCCCUCGUUGUUUGCUGGUAAUUUACCUGCUGAUAUAGCUGGGCAAAUCACACUCCUGAGUCAUGAGGAAGUUAUGCGGAUGAAAAGAAUGUUUGGUACAGCAUAAUAAAAACCCAAUAGGAAUUAUUUCAAGGUCAACAAAUAAGUUUUUAAAUUAAUAUUUUAAUAAAGAGUGUAGAAAUGUUUAUGUCUCUAGUACUACACAUUUAUACGUAAAAAUCUCCCAUUAGUUUGGUCAUCUUUUCUAUUGUUAAGUUGAAUUUCAUGAUGUAUACUUAGAUUCUGAUCGAUGAUUAAUAAAGUACUCUCGUUUUGUUUUA
Spinacia oleracea (spinach) is the source of this 923-nucleotide messenger RNA. Its product is annotated as auxin-binding protein ABP19a. Gene Ontology annotation, molecular function: manganese ion binding. The coding region runs from base 83 to 709 and encodes 208 amino acids. The record is from RefSeq and is a predicted model, not a curated record. Lineage: Eukaryota; Viridiplantae; Streptophyta; Magnoliopsida; Caryophyllales; Amaranthaceae. The transcript has a single exon.